Phlebotomus papatasi is the source of this 817-nucleotide messenger RNA. RefSeq names its product uracil phosphoribosyltransferase homolog (gene kri). The transcript is spliced from 2 exons. The record is from RefSeq and is a predicted model, not a curated record. Bases 1 to 657 code for a protein of 218 amino acids. NCBI's taxonomy places the organism in Eukaryota, Metazoa, Arthropoda, Insecta, Diptera, Psychodidae.
AUGGGCAGCGGAGGUGAUGUCUUGGUACCCCCACCGUGUGAUUAUGGUCCAAAUCUUAAGGUCAUUCCCAAGAAUGACCAAAUCAAGGAGUUGCAAACAAUUCUCAGGGAUAAGAACACCACAAGGAGUGAUUUUAAGUUCUACGCUGAUCGAUUGAUUCGGCUGGUGAUUGAGGAGAGUCUCAAUCAGCUUCCUUACUCUCCAAUAACUGUCUUAACGCCCACGGGAGCCAGCUACGAUGGGCUGAAAUAUCGUUCCGGGAACUGUGGGGUGUCAAUUGUGCGAUCCGGGGAGGCUAUGGAACAGGGUCUGAGGGAUUGCUGUCGUUCUAUUCGCAUUGGAAAGAUUCUGGUGGAGUCUGAUGCGGAAACGCAUGUCGCCCGGGUGGUUUAUGCUCGAUUCCCGGAAGAUAUCUCCCGGCGACAGGUUCUGCUCAUGUAUCCCAUCAUGUCCACAGGGAAUACAGUCAUCCAGGCGGUCAAUGUGCUCAAAGAGCAUGGAGUUCCCGAGGGAUGCAUCAUAUUGUCCAAUCUCUUUUGCACUCCAAUGGCUGCUAAGACAAUUGUUUCUGCCUUUCCGGAAAUGAAGAUUCUCACCUCAGAGCUCCAUCCCGUGGCCCCCAAUCACUUUGGACAAAAGUAUUUUGGUACUGAUUGAAGAUUUCUCUUGGUUUUCUUGUCUUUUUUGUACGAGAUUUUUUAGGUUAUGUUUUUAUCGAGUCAGAUUCCGGGAAUUGAAAAAGUCUUUCCGGGAAUUGUUUAUUUAAAAGAACACCCCAAAUAAAUAAAAUGUAAAAUUUUAGCUUCUCUAAGCCUCU